Mercurialis annua (annual mercury) is the source of this 1246-nucleotide messenger RNA. RefSeq names its product pentatricopeptide repeat-containing protein At4g18975, chloroplastic. Gene Ontology annotation, molecular function: protein binding. The transcript is spliced from 6 exons. The record is from RefSeq and is a predicted model, not a curated record. NCBI's taxonomy places the organism in Eukaryota, Viridiplantae, Streptophyta, Magnoliopsida, Malpighiales, Euphorbiaceae. Bases 68 to 1030 code for a protein of 320 amino acids.
AAAACCCUCUGAAAACCCAUAAGGUGAGUGGCACAGAAGUUUCCGUUUUACCGGCGGGAAGUGCAUAAUGAACCGCCGCAUCUCGCGUAUUUCUUCAUACAGUGCCGCUGUUUUAAUUUCGAGGAGGAAUUAUUCAUAUUCUACUUCUAAUCCUUUCUCUUUGUGGAAUUACUCAAGAAAGAGCUGUAUUGAUGAUGCUGAUGGUUUUAAAUUAGUGAAUUUGGAUUUUGUCAAGUUAAAAUUAGCUGAUAGUCUUCGUGUUCGUUGUUACUCUGCGACUGCUUUAAAUGUUGCUCAAGUUGCUUCUUUGGGUCAAGGUGAUAGCAAAGCGGUGUCUGAAAAAUUAGAGGACCGUGUUGGAGGUGUGCAACAAAAGCAGAUUGGGGAGAAUGUUUCUCGGAAGGAUAAGAUCGAAUUUCUUUUGAAAACGCUUUUUGACCUUACCGACAGUAAAGAAGCUGUCUAUGGUGCACUUGAUGCCUGGGUUGCAUGGGAGAGCAACUUUCCUAUAGCAUCUCUCAAAAGGGUUUUGACCUUACUUGAAGAGGAGCAGCAGUGGCAUAGAGUUAUCCAGGUAAUAAAAUGGAUGCUUAGCAAGGGGCAAGGAAAUACAAUGGGAACAUAUGGGCAAUUAAUACGAGCUUUAGAUAUGGAUCAUAGAGCGAAAGAGGCUCACAUGUUUUGGUUGAAGAAAAUUGGAUCAGAUCUUCACUCGGUGCCUUGGCAGUUAUGCCAUCGCAUGAUAUCCGUAUACCAUAGAAACAACAUGUUAGAGAAUCUUAUAAAGCUUUUCAAGGGACUGGAAGCUUUUGGUCGUAAACCUCCAGACAAAUUAAUUGUUCAAAAAGUUGCAGAUGCAUAUGAGAUGUUAGGUAUGGUGGAAGAUAAAGAACGUCUACUACAAAGGUACAAAACUCUCUUUGAAGAUACGGAGAACGGAUAUCUCAAGAAAUCCAGAUACUCUUCAUCCAAGAAAAAGUCAGGUGGGAAAACGAGGACUUCAAAUUCAGAUGCCUGUGUUGAUACCUGAUGGCUUACAAUUAAAGUUAAUAGCAAGAUGUAAAUACCUUGUCCCAUUUGUACUUUUAAAAAAUGGUAAUCUCCUUUGAAUUUUGAGCUUUUCAAAUUAAUGCCUCGGAGAAAAAUGUAUACUUGUGAUUGCGGGCGAUCUUUAGACGAAUUGCCUAUUUUGUUGGAUCAAAUUAAAUAAUUUUACCAGCUGAGCAAGAACUUGGAGGUUCCAGUC